This is a messenger RNA of Dimorphilus gyrociliatus, 1659 nucleotides long. Lineage: Eukaryota; Metazoa; Annelida; Polychaeta; Dinophilidae. The record is from the annotation of a GenBank genome assembly.
AGAGAGUAACAAUUGCAGAUAUAAAAUGGAGGAAAAUUCAAUGGACACUAAAGAUAUGAUUGAUUUAAAGAGAAAUAAAGAAAAGAAGAAAAUUCUUAAAAACAUAAUAAUAAUUAGCUUUUGCUUCUUAUUAAAUUUUUCGGCGUUUAAUGGAUUGGGUCGUCUUCAGGUAGGAACUUUAAUGAUUCUUUUAUUUUUUUCAAAAUACAGUAAACAGUAUUCAACAUUCUUUAUAUUGUUAAUAACUUCCAGUACUAACUUUCUUUCUAUGUUUUAAAAGCAUAAAAUGAAUAAAUGAAAUCUAUAUUUACGUUCAAGUUAUAAUAAUUAUUCAUAAAUUGUUAAAAUAUAUUGAUUUAUUUAAAUUUUUCUCUAUUAAAGAGCUCUCUGCAUAGAUCUCAAAAUAUGGGAACAACUAAUCAAAGUAUUCUAUACGGUGCAUUAGUUCUUUCUUGUCUUCUUCUCCCGAAAUUAAUGAUCAGACUUUUAAAGCACAAACGUGUUAUGGGCUUUGCGUUCAUUGGGUAUAUUUUAUGGAUGGGUGCUAAUGGUGUUGGUGUAUGGGGUACCAUGGUACCAGCAAGCGUAAUUGUAGGUAUUGUAGCUGCACCCCUUUGGACUGCUCAAUGCUCUUAUUUCACCAAAGUUGCUGGAAAGUACUGCAAGUUGGUAAACUGUACUGAAGAGGCUGCUGUUUCCGUUUUCUUUGGAAUUUUUUUCUGCUUCUUCCAAACCGCUAGUAUUCUUGGAUCAAUUAUUUCAAGUACAGUAUUGAGGCCGAGGACUGAAGGUGGAGAUAAACCACCUACCCCCGAAGCUCUUGCAUAUUGUGGAUAUAGAGAUUGUCCCUAUCAGCAAGGUAACGUGACAAAUCCAAAUUUAGAGAAACCGAAAAGUUCAGUCAUUUGGACGAUGGUUGGUAUAUAUAUGGGGGUAGCUUUUUGCGCAGUUAUCAUAAUUCUAAGUCCUCUUGUCGAUCCUCUUCAAAGGGAACUGGAAGACGAAAAAAAGCCUCUAAAAGAGGAAGCUUUUAGUUUAUUUAUAGGAACAGUACGUCAUCUGAAACACAAGAAACAACUAUUGUUGAUACCUAUUACAAUGUAUUCAGGUUUAGAACAAGCUUUCUUUUCGGCUGAAUGGAAUAAUUCAUUUAUAACAUGUACCAUUGGGAUAUGGAAAGUUGGUUUGGCGACACUACCUUUUGGCGUUGUCAAUGCAAUUUGCUCAUUUUCAAGUGGCAGAUUAGUUAAAUAUAUUGGUAGAUGGCCUUUCUUUUUGAUAGGUUUCUUAAUCGACUUUGGUAUUCUAAUUGCACUUACAAGAUGGAGACCUGACCCUGGUAAAGAGUAUCUUUUCUAUAUCAUCUCUGGUCUAUGGGGUCUAACAGAUGGUAUAUGGCAAACGCAGAUUAAUGCUUUAUACGGAUGCGCCUUUAAAGAUAGUGAAGCUGCUUUUUCAAACUAUCGAAUGUGGGAAUCAUUGGGCUCUAUUAUUGCCUUUGCAUAUAGCAAAUAUAUAUGCACAAAUGCCAAAAUAUACGUUCAAAUAUCUGUUCUCUGCGUUGGUAUAAUCGGCUACAGUAUAGUUGAGAUAAUGCUCUACAAGAACAAACGUUUGACAAAAACUACAACAGUUGAACCUGAUCAAAAUGAAGACUGA